AUGGCGGAAAACAAUGCUUUUAGAGGCCGACCCACAGAGGAUCCUAACAAGCAUCUCACUAAAUUCAUCCAGAUCUGCAACACGACGAAGAUAAAUAGAGUCACAGAUGAACAGAUCAGAUUAAGGGUGUUCCCUUUUUCUCUGGAGGAUGAUGCCAAGGAUUGGCUGGACAGUAUGGAGCCCAACUCCAUUCACACGUGGGAGGCCAUGGUUGAGAAGUUCUUAGAAAAAUACUACCCACCGAGUGAGGCAUUGAAGAGGCAGUCAGAAAUCAUUUCGUUUGAGAUGACUCUCCAAGAGAGUAUCCGAGGAGCUUGGGAAAGAUUCAAGGGGCUGAUGAAGAGGUGCCCCAAUCAUGGGCUGAAUCCGACGCAUCAAGUCCUAGCAUUCUAUAGGGGGUGUCUGCCUGAAGCAAAGCGCGAACUGAACUUGAGCGCAGGGGGGUCAUUGCUAAAGAAGGGAGAAGCAGAGGCCAUGGAGGUGAUUGAGAGAGUGACCUCUAAUGAUGAAGGCUGGAACAACGAGAGGAGCAACAUACACAGAGAGCAGAAAGAGGGUGUAGAGGAUGUUAGCUACAUACACCAAGGGGGCAAUAGAUACUAUAACAACUCCCGCCCCAAUCAAGGGGGUGGAGGUUACAAUCAUUUUGGGAACAAGGCGCAUCCUAACCUAUCAUAUGGGAACCCCAACAAUGCCCUUCAACCACCACAGGGGUUCACAGUUUCUCAAGGAAUGAUCACUGAGCCGCAGAAGAAAAGUUCAGAGGACCUAUUGAAUGCAUUCAUGAUUCAGUCACACAAGAACAUGGAGCAUACCAAUCAAAGGCUAGAGAAAGUUGAGAAUAAUAUGCAUGGCAUGGCAGGACAUAUGAAGAGCCUGGAGACGCAGAUGAGUCAGAUUGCCCAAGCCGUGGGACAAUUACAUCAAUCGGGGCAAUUCCCAAGCACUACAGUUCCAAAUCCAAAAGACUGCAAGGCAAUCUACUUAAGGAGUGGGACAAGCUAUAAGAGUCCUCCUAUGCCCGAGGUGGAAGCUAAAGAAGUGCCCGAAGAGAAAGAAGAAGAGGAGAUUGAGGUGAAAGCACCUCUUAUGCAGCCCGAGGUUCAACCCGAGGCAAUUGUUUCCCCCACGCCGAAAGAGGUUAAAAUUCCUUUUCCUCAAGUGGUGCAAAAGAAGAAGUUGGACGAGAAGCUUGUUAAAUUCCUUGAAAUCUUCAAGAGAGUGCACCUCAAUAUUCCUCUUAUUGAGGCUCUUCAACAAAUGCCCGGCUACCUCAAGUUUUUGAAAUAG
Messenger RNA from Salvia splendens (bonfire salvia), 1290 nucleotides. RefSeq lists its product as uncharacterized. NCBI's taxonomy places the organism in Eukaryota, Viridiplantae, Streptophyta, Magnoliopsida, Lamiales, Lamiaceae. Bases 1 to 1290 code for a protein of 429 amino acids. The transcript is spliced from 2 exons. The record is from RefSeq and is a predicted model, not a curated record.